GUUCCAUACUUCUUCUGCAGGUAUGGGUAAUCAAAGCUGAAGAAGUCCAUUGUGUUCAAGUCCAUGAUGUGAAAGAGCCGGUGUACGAGCUGACCGCCAACGCGCAUACCGCAUGCUUCAUUUCUCAAGGAACCGGGGUCAAGGUAUAUAAUUGGUCAGGGACUCCAAAGCAUAUAAAUUUCAACAACAACAGAACGGCACGGUGCCUCGCCAUGGCCGGGGGUAAGCUCUACUGUGGCUGUUCUGGAUACAGCAUCCAGGAGGUGGACUUGGCAAAGUCGACAUCGGGUACGUUCUACUCAGGGACUAGGAAGUUGCUUGGGAAGCAAACUAUUCAUUCCCUGCUUAUUCACGAUAGCCUUCUCUUCGCCGGCGGUUCAUCCGUGGAUGGAACAGCGGGAAAGGUAUUCUCUCUGCCCAGUAAGGCCAUAAGCGGGUCGCUCUCGACGGGGUUCGACAUCCAACGGAUGGCAGUGAGCAACGACUUCAUUUGCUGUCAUUCCACGUGA
Messenger RNA from Syzygium oleosum, 509 nucleotides. Its product is annotated as putative E3 ubiquitin-protein ligase LIN. The transcript has 4 exons. NCBI's taxonomy places the organism in Eukaryota, Viridiplantae, Streptophyta, Magnoliopsida, Myrtales, Myrtaceae. Bases 213 to 509 code for a protein of 98 amino acids. The record is from RefSeq and is a predicted model, not a curated record.